AUGUUUGGGAAAUUUAAAGGAGCUCAAAAAUGCCUGCAAACAUUGAUAGGCCGUAGCGUUCCGCACAUUUCAUGUCAGGGUCACCGAUCUAAUACAUUCAUCGAACACUGCUCGAAAACAACGUUGUUUACUCAGAUGUAUGACCUAUUGGAAGCAUUCUAUAUCUUCUUCAGUAAAAGUUGCAAGCGAGAUGAUGUUCUUCGUAAAGAGCUGAAGAAAAAAGAGAAUGCGCUUAAGCUGCGUAACCUUUCCAAGACUCGCUGGGUGUACAUUAUGAAGAUUACCAAAAUGCUUACCAUUCAAAUGCAGAAGGAAGAGCUUAACAUUUUAGAUGCUCUCAUGGCAAUCGAAGAAACUGUUGCUUCUUUAGAAACGAUAAGAAGAAACGAGUUAGAAGUGAAUAACCAAGUGAAAGCUAGUGUUGAAUUUGCAAAAUCGUUCGAUCAGGAUCCUGAAGAGGACUUUCGUCGCAAAAGAGUGAGAAGGAUGAGCAGAGGACAGGAUGACAACCCAGAUACCGCAGCUUCCAUUGAGAUUUUUUCCCACUACUGA
Molecule: messenger RNA, 552 nt
Organism: Paramuricea clavata
Lineage: Eukaryota; Metazoa; Cnidaria; Anthozoa; Malacalcyonacea; Plexauridae
Source: the annotation of a GenBank genome assembly